Messenger RNA from Suillus fuscotomentosus, 390 nucleotides. RefSeq lists its product as uncharacterized. NCBI's taxonomy places the organism in Eukaryota, Fungi, Basidiomycota, Agaricomycetes, Boletales, Suillaceae. The transcript has 2 exons. Bases 1 to 390 code for a protein of 129 amino acids. The record is from RefSeq and is a predicted model, not a curated record.
AUGGAUCCUUCAGCACUCUCUGUACCUCCCUCUGAGGGACAAUCCAAGGUCCCUUCUGAAUCUGGACCACAAUUAACCAUACAGUGGCAUAAUGAAACUGCCCUAACAGAUGUCUUGGUGAAUUAUCCAAUGUCUCACCCUGCUGAUUGUAGGGUGCUCUUUUAUUCUAAUGGGAAGAAGGUGAUGUCCCCUGUCAAUGACAGCCCCUCAGGCUCAGACAAAGGCCAAAUCUGUAGCGUUAUCGCUAAACUUAUCUUCACCAAUCACCCCAAAUAUGGUCAUGCAUAUCACGACAAUCAGAAGAAAUUCCGCGAUGCAACCAACAAUCACAUCAACAAAACAAAGUACAAGAAGAUGAAGGCUAGAUUCAGUGACACAGUGCUGGCGUGA